CUAGUGUUAUGAAGUUAGGAUACAAUAGGUUAGACUGGUUAGCCUAAAAGAAACCAUUCAACAAAAAGCUUCUGUCAAAGUUCAAUUCUUUCCUCCAAAGCACAGAGCCAUGAAAUAAACACCUUAAUGGGAGUAAGCAACAGAGUGCCCGAGCUUAUCAUUUCUGGGCUUAUCAUACAGAAUAAUAGCUACUGAAUGGAAUCUUUUAAUUUAAGGGUAUUUGUGCUACAAUCCCUUCAUAGUGAAUGGAGCCAGACUUGGCCAUAGGGCUUGUAAGAACUGCAUCAGCUAUGGGACGCUUUUCUCCUGUCGAGCAUAUUGGGGAGCCUCAAGCGAUGGCUUUCAUACCUUAUGCUUAAGCUUUCCAGAACACUGACCUUGAGCCAGAAAUGCAGUUUCAGGCCAAAUGAUUCAGCCCGAAAUAUUAGGCAAGGUUAUUUGAGAAGCCUGAAAACACUGGUUUAUAAUAUGUUGUAAAUCUUUAACUACCAGGUAUAGGCAGUUUUAGUCCACUGUAAGACAUUUUUAGGGCACCUAAUCUUUUUGAAAGAUACUUUUCAGCAAAAAACAGGGAGCCAAUGGCCUCACAAAGAACAGUUUCAAAAAGAAAGUGAAAAGUUUGCAGAAGAUUGUUUUCAGCACACUCACACACACAAAAAAAAACAUUCUAAAUAUUUUUUUAAUUAAAAAAAAUAUGAAAUGCAUAUAUUUACAGUGGACUUUGCACUUUGACUCAGAUUAGAAGAGAAGGUCUGAAGAAGUUUGUCAGUUUUUCCCUCUUUUAAAAGCAGACCAAUACUUGCCAUGUUCUGCAGAAAUAUUAGCUAUUCCCAUGUUAAGUGCUGAUUGAAACGAUCAAUCCCUAACACAGGUACAGAAGGUGCCUUUACCAUGUAAAAAUACAUUUCGCCACUUGAGGGAACCAUUAGGCCUCACUGCUGGAGAAAAGGCUGCAUUUCAAACUGGUAUUAACUUCCACCUCAGAAAAGUGUUUGUAACUUCACUGAAAACACUCUGAUUUUUUUCACUGAUAUAAUAUAAUGUGUAUAUACUAGUGAAACACCGAAGCAGACAAGUGGCAUUUAGUCAAUAUGUUUUGAAUAGACAGUAUAUGGUAUUUAAGUAAAAUGAGAGAUUAAGAAGCUUGCUCCUCUUGGAAAAGAUUCAUUGAGAAUUUUACCAAAUUACCUAAAAUCAGAUUACAUUAACUUAAAAGGAUAAAAUAAAUUACUACAGAAAGUAGAAGCACUCAUGUCAUUUUCUCACAUGAGAAAUCUCCCUGUUCAACACAGCGCUGUCCUUUGCUCAUCAUAGCAACUCAUUGUCAAAGAAGUAUAUUCAGUGACAUGAUAAAACUUUCUUCCCUAGCUGUUAUUUCCUUCUUUACCUCAGAUGCAGAAAUAGGCAGUGGAGUUAUCCUUCUUUUGGAGGUUGGGGAAAGUAGAUAUUUUGUUCGAUGAUCUUGCUUUGUCCUUUGUACAUUGUAGUUUGUGGGUAAUCUUUAAUUUUCAUAGAUGAAUCAUACAAUGGCCUGGGUUAAAAAGGACCGCAAUGAUCACCUAUUUUCAAACCCCCUGCUAUGUCCAGGGUUACCAAACACCAAAGCAGGCUGCCCAGAGCCACAAGGAUGGGGCAUCCACAACCUCCUUGGGCAACCUGUUCCAGUGCAUAUUUUCUUAUGUCACUGCAUGUUCCUUCCUCUAAAUGCUGGAAAAAGCAAAGGAAGUUACUGCAGCAUAGGAAGUUCCGCACAAAUGUGUGCAAGAACUUCUUUACAGUGAGGUGAUGGAGCACUGGAACAGGCUGCCCAGGGAGGUGGUGGAGUCUCCUUCUCUGGAGAUGUUCAAGACCUCCCUUGAUGCCUACCUGUGCAACCUGCUGUAGGGAACCUGCUUUGGCAGGGGGGUUGGACUCGAUGAUCUCUGGAGGUCCCUUCCAACCCCUACAAUUCUGUGAUUGUGUGAAGUGCACUGAGCUGGGUACUUCGAACAAGCUGCAAAGUGUUCUUGCUAGAUUCACAUUUCUGAAGCAGUUCAUUGCACUGCCUGAUCCCUGCCCCUGAAAAGUUUUUCCUUCUGCAAAGUAGAUAAGUAAAAGACAAAUAUUUCAGUACUUGUUGGGAUCCCUCAAGAAAUCGGUGCCUCAACAUGACUCAGAGCUACAUGCUGCUGCUGCAUUUUAAUGAAGAUCUUGAUAAAGACAUAUUUGUGCAUUUCAGAAAACUGGGUAAAGGUUCUGAAAGACUUUUUUCACCCUUAGCAGCAUGGCACUCUACAGUGCUCAGUGCGAUCACAAUUCUUCCUCUACAGCAUCAUGCAUGAUCCACAGAAGAAUAACAUGCAUUAUGCACUGUCACAUGCCUGUGCAAAUGGUUCUCUGAAAGUGCCUAUGCUACUCUGAUUAUCAAAGCAAGCUCUGCAGUGGAAGCAAAGCAAUUGGUGUCUGUCUCCAAUUCGUUUUCCUUUUUAAGUUGUGUACUGAAUGUAGGCUUGACAGGAACAAAGAUCUUAACCACUAUUUUUGCAUUUUCUGCUACACUUCCUCUUCUUCAGCAUCAGAGGCUGUUGUUACAACAUAUGAAAGGGUUUCAUGCAGAGUGUCAGCUGGCAGCGAGGGGAAAACCUUCUCUUUACCACCCAUCAGUACAUAUUGCUGCGUCGCAUGCCAUGCUUUGACACACAUCAAAAGGCUGUUGAGUGUGGAGUUUCCGUGGUACUUUCCUACUUGUUUACACACUAUCAUUGGAAUCUAUCAACAGUCAGUAAGACUCAUUGGUUGGAAUUUUUAAGUAGCCAGGAAUAUGGUGGAAGCAGUACUGAUUGAUCUGUUCAGCCUGCCAGCCAACUUACACAGUGACAUUCAAGGAGUACUGCAUAACACCCUGGAAACUAUUGAGAAGUGCUCUUCCACUCCUGCUCCAUUUGUGUAUGUCAUGUGCUGCCAGAUGCCAGAGAGUGAAAGGAAAGGUGAACAAGAAUCCUUGUUUCCAGCUCUGAGAGAUUUCCAGAGUAUUAAGGAAGGACUUGAGGUGGUAUGUGCUCAGACUACAGCUGCUGUGUUGUACACCAUCAAACAAAUACUUGAUGAAAAGGACUUAAGCAUCAUUAAAGUUAUUCUCCCGACCCUAAGGAAGGAAUCAGUGAAAGUAUAUAUAGACCAUCUCUUUACUGCAGUCUACCAGUUUGAAUUUGAGGAUUUAAACGUGGCAUCUGAUUGUAAUAACCUGCAGACGAUUGGACCAAAGAGUGAAGAGCAAACAGUUUCUACACAGGACGUGGCACUCAUCCGAAGUGAGAUUCAGAUGCACUUGGAAAGCCUGCCAAGCCUGAAAGGGGAGCUCACCAUCCUCAAAUCUUCCCUAAUUCCAGAUGACAUCUUCCUACAUGGAUUCACCACAAGGACAGGUGGGAUCUCCUACAUACCAACUCUAAGCUCCUGCAAUCUUUUCAGCAGUUCUAAGCGAAGGGAUCCACAAGCUGUUGUUAAAGAAAACCUCCGCAGGCUUGCUAAUGCUGCGGGAUUUAAUCCAGAGAACUUUCACAGAGUCAAGACUGAUCAUGCUAACGCUGUGUAUGUAAUGGGAAAGACAGAGCCUGACAGCUAUGAUGGAAUAGUUACAAAUCAGAAAGGUGUUACAAUAGCAGCUCCAGGGGCUGAUUGCAUACCAUUGCUGUUUGCUGAUCCUGUCAGAAAAGUCUGUGGUGCUGCUCAUUCUGGAUGGAAAGGCACACUGUUAGGAAUUUCCAUGGCCACAGUAAACGCUAUGGUAUCUGAAUACAGAUGUAAUGUGAAAGAUAUCCUUGUGGUCCUGGGUCCAUCUGUAGGACCUUGCUGCUAUAAACUUCCUCGUGAAUCAGCUGAAGAGUUUCACAGAAUUGAUCCAAAGUGUGUGCGACAGUUUGACUCUGCAGCUCCAUAUAUUGAUAUUAGAAGAGCAACACGGAUUCUUCUGGAGAGUGGUGGCAUUCUUCCUGAGAACAUCCAAGAUGAUUCUGUCACAGACCAGAACCAAAACAUCACUUUCUGUACUGCAUGCCACCCUGAUAAAUUUUAUUCUCACUUUCGUGAUGGCACUAACUUUGGUACACAGAUUGGUUUCAUAUCAAUCAAAGACUGACAGAGUACUCCAUAAUAUGAAGUAUUAUUUAGACAGUAAGUCUGGUUGCCUUGUGCUCUCCUCACAGAAUUUCUUCCUUCUUUGUUUCAUGAACUUGCAAUGGGAAGUACAAAGCACUUGAGAUUCUUCUGCUUCUUCCCUUCCCUGCCAUUCUGAGGAAAGAAGAGCUGCCUUGUGUAAGGAGCCAAUAAUUCAGAAGGAAACAAGGACAAUCCACAACAGUAAUGAAGCACUUCUGUAAUGCCAGGUGCACGUUCCCAGCCAGAUGCAAGUCUCUAUUAUCUUGCCCUCUUGACCAAAUAUUUCCCAUAAACUUCAUUAUCUUAAGGUAGUAAAAACACACACAAAAAAGCCAC
This is a messenger RNA of Tympanuchus pallidicinctus (lesser prairie-chicken), 4473 nucleotides long. It is a transcript of the gene LACC1, whose product is annotated as laccase domain containing 1. Gene Ontology annotation, molecular function: copper ion binding. The coding region runs from base 2801 to 4117 and encodes 438 amino acids. The record is from RefSeq and is a predicted model, not a curated record. NCBI's taxonomy places the organism in Eukaryota, Metazoa, Chordata, Aves, Galliformes, Phasianidae. The transcript is spliced from 6 exons.